Molecule: messenger RNA, 951 nt
Organism: Pipistrellus nathusii (Nathusius's pipistrelle)
Lineage: Eukaryota; Metazoa; Chordata; Mammalia; Chiroptera; Vespertilionidae
Source: the annotation of a GenBank genome assembly
AUGUCAGGACCCAUCAAGUGGGUGCUUCUCUUUCUUUCUACCACUCAGUUUGUUCUGGGAAUGCUGGUGAAUGUCUUCAUUGUGCUUGUCAAUGGCAGCGGCUGGGUCAAGAGCAAGAAAAUCUCUUUAUCUGACUUCAUCAUCACUAACCUGGCUCUCUCCAGGAUUGUUCAGCUGUGGAUUCUCUUGUUUGAUUGUGUAAAAGAUAUAUUUUUUCGCAGUCUAUUUAAUAAUGGGGCAUUAAUUCAAGUUAUUGAUAUUUUCUGGACAUUUACAAAUCAUCUGAGCAUUUGGCUUGCCACCUGUCUUGGUGUCUUCUAUUGCCUGAAAAUCGCCAAUUUCUCCCACCCCACAUUCCUCUGGCUCAAGUGGAGAGUUGCCAGGGUCGUCGUAUGGAUGCUAUUGGGUGGGCUGCUCUUCUCAUGUAGUGAUGCCAUGUCUCUGAUUCUACAGUUUAAGAUGUAUUAUGUUCUCCAGAGAGCUGAUGACUGGGGGAAUGUGACUGAGCACUUUAGAGAGCUAAGGAAUGAAUAUGAGGUGAUCCAUGUUCUUGGGACACUGUGGAACCUCCCUCCCCUAAUUGUGUGUUCGGCCUCCUACAUUCUGCUCAUCCUCUCCCUGGGGAAGCACACGCGGCAGAUGCAGCAGAGCAGAACCAGCGCCAGCGACCCAAGCUCCGAGGCUCACAAGAAGGCCAUCAAAAUGGUCCUCUCCUUCUUCUUUCUCCUCCUGUUUUACUUCCUUGCCUAUUUACUCACAUCAUCCCAUUAUUUCCUACGAGGAACUGGAAUGACUAAGCUGAUUUCAGAAGUAAGUACCAUGUUUUAUCCUGCCUGCCACUCGUGGAUUCUCAUUCUGGGAAACAGUAAGCUGAAGCAGACGUUUGUGGAACUGCUCUGGUGUAAGUCUGGUCAUCAGAAGCCUGGAUCCAAGGAGCACUUUUCCCCAUAA